Messenger RNA from Penicillium chermesinum, 2613 nucleotides. RefSeq names its product threonine/serine exporter family protein. Bases 1 to 2613 code for a protein of 870 amino acids. Gene Ontology annotation, biological process: transmembrane transport. Lineage: Eukaryota; Fungi; Ascomycota; Eurotiomycetes; Eurotiales; Aspergillaceae. Gene Ontology annotation, molecular function: transmembrane transporter activity. The transcript has a single exon. The record is from RefSeq and is a predicted model, not a curated record.
AUGUCCACACCAACGGUCCCUCACCCUAGUCCGAGCGAUCCUAAUGAACAUCUGAACGAAUUCCCCUUUCCCGACCUCGGUAAUCGUCAGAGUCUCGAGCGGCAAGUCACCGCUGACGCCCAUCAAUACGAGGCCGACCUGCAUCCACCCGUCCCGCCCGCUGCAGAGCCGCCAUCCGAACCGCAUGACGAACCUCCCAUUGAACCGCGACUGCGGUCGCUGAAAGUGCGCUUUCGCUCGAUCAGUCACCUGGCCGACCGUCCCAGAACCCCAGCCUCCCACGAUGCCUCGGAGUCCUCUGAUCCCUCUCAUUACCCUCUCCUGCCGCCGCCGGGCCUCGAGAACAUCCCACUUUCCGGAACCGUCACCCCGCCCGCCCCUGCACAUUCCCGCCGCAGCAGCAACCCGGAACAUGCGUCUGAAGGGGUCUCCGAGAAGGGCGCCGACGUCGAGCGCAUCUCGUCUGUCUCAUCUGCUCGCAACCGGUUUCGCAAUGCUGGUCAGAUCAUUCGCCAGAAGACGGUCCGUCUGGGCGAACGCCUCGGUCGCCCCGCAGACGAGGGCGAGGCGCUCAACGCCACUUUGAUCCCCGAUGACUUUGAUUCGGGUGCCAUUCACGGUCUGUCGCUCGAGGAGAUUCAAGCCCGCAAUGCUCGCAACGACGCUAAUCACUUGCGGGCGUUGGAAGAGGGCGAGGAGCCGCACGAAGCUCCGCCCAGCGCUGAGGCGCACCGGCUGGUCCGCCAUAUGACUAUGGCUCACGAGCGGAAGCGGAAGCCCCGGGGCGCAUACCAGCGAUCGGGCCAUACUACCCCGGAGGGCUUACUGCGCGACUUCAAGGCGCGUCGCCGCUCGAGUGGUCUCGGCGUCGGUGGGAGUGGUAUCUUGUCCCAGCUGCUGAAGUUACAUGCCGUUCAGACGGGAAGCUCGUCGCGUCCGGAGAGCGUCAUCACCGAUGACUCGGAUAGCGAGACCCAGGUGUCUUCGGGCACGCCGUCGGGCGCUACGACCCCGAAGAAGGGCUCGCUGUCGCCCUUGAUCCCGCCAUCCAUGCCCGCGUCUGGCGCGGCCACGCCUCGCAAGGAGAAGAUCAAGUGGUACAAGAAGAACGCCCACCGGUCGACCUCCUCCCUGGUGAACGCGUCGAUGAACCUGAGCACCCCGACCCUUCCUGAGGCGGCUGAGCUGGCUUCGGGCGGGAAGCGAGCGCGCCGGAGCAAGCGUAAGACUCGCUUGGAAGAUGAGAUUCGGGUGACGGUGCAUAUUGCCGAGAUCAUCUCCCGUCAGCGGUAUAUCAUGCAGCUCUGCCGUGCUCUGAUGCGUUACGGUGCCCCCACGCACCGACUGGAGGAAUACAUGCAGAUGACCGCCCGCGUGCUCGAGGUGUCUGGUCAAUUCCUCUAUCUCCCCGGCUGCAUGAUCAUGUCCUUCGAUGACCCUGUUACCCGGACGGCGGAGGUCAAGCUGGUGCGGACGGUGCAAGGUGUUGAUCUCGGUCGACUGGCGGACGUCCACAACGUUUACAAGAACGUCGUGCACGAUCUGAUCGGGGUCGAAGAGGCAAGCCAAGAGCUUGAUGAUAUCAUGCAACGCAAGCCGCGCUUCAACAAAUGGCUCGUGGUCUUGCUCUACGGCCUCGCCAGUGCCGCCGUUGGCCCCUUUGCCUUUAGUGCGCGACCGGUCGAUAUGCCUAUCAUUUUCAUGCUGGGAUCACUGGUCGGACUUAUGCAACACGUGCUCUCCCCUCGCUCCGUCCUGUACUCCAAUGUGUUCGAAGUCACUGCUGCUAUUCUUACCUCCUUUCUCGCCCGUGCCUUCGGCAGCAUCCAAAUCACCCGUCACGGUCACAAAGAAUACCUGUUCUGUUUUUCGGCGCUUGCACAGUCUUCUAUCGCGCUCAUUCUUCCGGGGUUUACCGUCCUCUGCAGCAGUCUGGAACUGCAAUCCCACCAAAUGAUCGCUGGUUCGAUCCGCUUGGUCUACGCCAUCAUCUAUUCUCUCUUCCUUGGCUAUGGCAUCACCGUGGGUCUCACGAUUUACGGACUCAUGGAUGGCAACGCCUCCUCCGACACGACAUGCCCCAAUCUCGACGUGUAUGGCUCUGUUUAUGUGCAGAAAUUCCCAUUUGUCGCCAUCUACGCCUUCUUCCUAUCCCUGGUCAACCAAGCCAAGUGGAAGCAGAUGCCCGUCAUGAUUCUCUUCGCGGUCUGUGGCUACAUCACGAACUACUUCAGCACGACCAAGUUCGGGUCCCAGUCCGAGGUGGCCAACACCGUCGGUGCUUUCACCAUCGGUGUCCUGGCCAACUUCUACAGUCGGCUGUGGCACGGGCAAGCCGCGCCUGCCAUUCUGCCUGGUAUCUUCGUGCUUGUCCCCUCCGGUCUCGCCUCGAGUGGUUCUCUGCUUUCGGGCUUGCAAUAUGCGAACGAGGUUCGACACAACCUUCACACCUCCGGAAACAGCACCGACAUGACCUCUCUCACCGACGGUUCGGUUGCUAGUCUCGGCAUUGGCAUGAUCCAGGUGGCGAUUGGUAUUACGGUUGGCCUGUUUAUUUCUGCUCUCAUCGUCUAUCCUUACGGGAAGAAGCGCACUGGCUUGUUCAAUUUUUAA